AUAUAUAUAUAUAUAUAUAUAUAUAUAUAUAUAUAUAAACGCUUCCAUAUGAUAGAUAUUGCGUGAAUACGUGUAUUCGACAGUGAGAAUUUCUGAUUACUUCUGACGGAAGCAACGCGUCCCUUUUCGUCUAGGAUUUAAUGAAUCUUAGAGUUGUGCCUCACUCUUUAUAUACAAAUGCCUGUACUUAAUUAACGAAUAAUUUGAUUACUCGAAGAUCAAAGGAUUAACAUUUGCAUUGACUGAAAUCCGCGUUUUUGUUAUUUAAAUUGCGAAAAUUCAGUGCUACGAUUUCCGGUGUUACUCCGCAAAUAUCAAUAUUUAUCAUUUAAUAGAGAAAAUAUAUUUAGCGAUCGAGAGAGGAAACGAGUGAUAUUUUCCAAAAUAAGAAAAAUACACGAAUCGUCUGAUAAGAAGUCUCGACAUCGAUUUCGCGACGUCUCGAUCUCAUUCCGCAAAAUCGGCAAUUUUAUUUCCAAGAACGAGAAUAUUACGUCGAUUGAUCGGUCAACGAAAUUACGGGCAACCAACACCUGACCAGGUAGUCAGGUAGCAACCAGAAAUCGAAGCCAGUGCGAAGAACUCGCGUAUUUCUAGCGGGACACAAAGAGGGGGACGCCCUUACAUGCGUCAUCGCGCUAUCGCGGGUGCAAGUCGCACGUGAGCAUCGCACGUGAACGGCAGUACAACACGUGCGCCACGACGUUUGGCAUUGCGCGCUGUGACAGCCGACGCCUCCGUUCCGUCAUCGCCACAGUUCGUCGCGCACGUGCAACGAUAAAUGCGCCGUCGUUGCCGCGGAUGACAGCCCACGCGAUCUUCAAGAUGAUCACCCACUGGAUCGUCCUGCUGGCUCUCGGCGUCGUCUGCUAUGGUCUUCCCGUAGCCGACGAGCCUGCUGAUACGAGCACGAUCGGAAAUAUCUCAGAAGUAACUACUGUUCCCGAAGCGGAGGGUCACUCAAUGGAUGAUAUAAUGCCAGGAACAAAGCCAUCAUCGAUUGCCGUAGUGUUCAUCGACAUCCCGGAACACGCAGAAACGGAACUAGGCUCAUCCGUGCUGUUGGCAUGCCGAACCGCUAAUCCUGUAGCCGAGUGCCAGUGGUCCUGGCAGCCAUUGCCGCCGGUACACCUGCCACUUCCCGAUGUCAGUGAAAGCCCGUCAGUUUCUACGACCACGGCGAUCUCGACGAUCUCGGCGAACACGUCGACUCCUAUGACCCAUCCGUUGCCGGUACGACAAUUUCCGGCGUUCGGGAACAACAGCAACGAUUGCUCCGUGAGAUUCUCCAGUACGAAACACGAGCAGACAGGGUACUGGACUUGUGCGGCGAGAGUCUCCACGAGCGAUCCUUUCACCAGCACCGAACCCGCCAAGCUCAGCAUCGUCAACGCCAAUCACGGUAUCCUCAUCACGUUCGCGAAGCACGAGAAUGUGAUCGAGGUGCCGGCGGGAUCCUCGGCGCAAAUAAUGUGCCAGACCAAGUCGCCGGUACGCGAAUGCCAAUGGUCCUGGCGGCAACUGAAUCAGUCGCAGCCCUGGAACCUCGACGUGAAAUCAUUCCCGGCCUUUGGUAACGAUAGCACGGAAUGCAGCAUCAAGUUCAAAAACGUUCUGCCGGAGCAGGAGGGCUACUGGACCUGCGGUGCGCGAAUCCAUCCGAAUUCCUCAUUUACCCAGGCGACUCCCGUUCGAUUUCUCAUAUCAGAAGUCGAGUUCGUGCAGUUGUCGCGCGGCGUGCAGGUUGCGGCCGGCGAGUCGGUCUUUCUACGAUGCUUGGCGAACAAGCCGGUGGUACAAUGCGAGUGGUCGUGGAGGGCAUCGAACUCGAGCAAGGAACCGCUGCUGAUCAAGAAGUUCAGUCCAAACAAGGACGCCGAUCACGACUGUUCCGUGCGAUUCAAGAAUAUACUGUACGAGGAGGAAGGAUUGUGGACUUGUGGGGUCCGUUUGACGCCAGACGGGAUCCUGCAUACGGCGCCCGCGGCCACUGUCAGCCUCCUGCCUACCGCUAAGGUGAGCUUCGUCGAUGUACCGAUGGACACGGCGGUACCUAUAGGCACAGACACCGUACUCAAGUGCAUCACCAGCAGCCGUGUGGAGAAAUGCGCGUGGACCUGGAAGCCAUUGAAUGGCAUUGACUCCGAGAAUGUCAUUGUCGACGAAUUCCCCAGCAACGGCGAUCUCGGCCGCGACUGUUCGCUUCAUCUUCCGCAGGUGCGCGCGGAGAAACAAGGUAACUGGGCCUGCCAGGUGUCCAUCGCAUCACUCAACACCGUCUUAACGUCGCCAUUCGCCAAACUCACGGUCUUCGAGCAAGACGAAGUGAAGUUCUCAGAGCUGUCGCAGGACAUUCAGAUCUCCUCCGGUGGUAGCGUCCUGUUACGCUGUGUGACAUCCUCGGCGGUGGAUCAAUGCCGUUGGUCACUCACCCCGGUUAAUUCCAACACCACCGUGGUGGUGAAGCAAUUUCCGGCGGCCGGCAAUGAGGCCCGAGACUGCAGCGUCCGUCUGAGCCACGCGCUCGCUGAACAGGAGGGACUCUGGACCUGCGGCGCCAGGAUACACGGCCGGCAAAAUUACACAGACGCGCCGCCCGCGAAGCUGAGCCUCCUCGAACCAGAGCCCGUCACUAUUGCGGUUUGGGCCACGCCUCAUCAAAUGGUUACUCUUGCAUGUAGGAUCGGAGCUGUAUCAUCGGAAGCCAAAUGCCAUUGGAUCCACGUUCCAAAUGUUCACAUAUAUCAGAACUCCAGCAAACUCGCAAAGAAAUCGAGUCAUAACAUGCAAAUGGAUUAUACUACGGGUAUAUGCAAGCUCAUCUUCAAACCGGAUCAUUCUGAUCUAGGAAAGUGGACUUGCAGAUUUACUCUAACGAAUGAAAACACCGACAUCGAGAUAGGAAGCGCGACACUUGUUCUGCUCAACACCUUAGCAGAUGAGAAACUAGGAUGGAUCGUCGGUGCUAUAACGGCCAUGAUUUUAUUCCUGAUGAUAAUAGUUGUAGUGCUAGUAGUGUGCAAGGCGCGAAUCUUCGUCCGCAAGACAUCCGAGGUUCUGGAAACAUUACCUUCCAACGAAAAUAAACAAAGCGCAAGAUUCCGUGACAAAAAUUAUACCGAAGAUCAGGGGAAUAUAAAUCUUCAAUUCGCCGAGGACAAUAGCUGUACAUCGAGCAUCAAAAGCGUCUUACCUAAUAGAAGUCCGCGCGUGCAGAAUCGUACGGAGGAAAUUCAUGCAAUGCCGUCCAAAGUAUUUGAGAAUGUUGAAAAAUAACAUGUGAUUAAUUUUUCGUUGAUAUAAAAAAAUUUUCCUAAUGGAUUAACUUAAGAUUAUACUUUCUUAUUUCAGAAGUUUAAAACUCUUAUUGUAUUAUUGUAUAUAAAAAGAGAUAUAUAUUUUUUAUUAUAUUAUAGAAUAAAAAAAUGAAAAAGAAUUUUUCUUUCAUAUAUAAAAUAGCAAGCGAUUAGAACAGUAAAAUAUUUUGUGUCCAUAUAAAAAUUAUAUGCAUUAUAUAUAUAUAUAU
Messenger RNA from Cataglyphis hispanica, 3526 nucleotides. RefSeq lists its product as uncharacterized. Lineage: Eukaryota; Metazoa; Arthropoda; Insecta; Hymenoptera; Formicidae. The coding region runs from base 802 to 3276 and encodes 824 amino acids. The record is from RefSeq and is a predicted model, not a curated record. The transcript has 11 exons.